CAGCGCAGCCAGUCAGUGCAGCCGGAGAGGAGCAGCGGUCACAGACAGGCGCAGCGCCGCUGCUUCAACAAGCUGCAACUCCAGGAAGAGCUGCUCGGAGGCCCGGGGAGCCAGGCAAAAGGCCUGAUUUCAGAGGAACGGCGCCCGUGGAUGGACAGGACUGGCACCAAUGGCAUCGCAGGAGCUCAUGGAUGGAAGAGUAACCAGCGCUGAUAUUUUGAGCCCGGGGAUGGAAGCUGGUGCGAUGCCCAGCAGUGGUAAAACCUGCCCCGUCCACGCUGCAGGGGCGGAGGAUACGAAGAGGGGCUUUCGGAAGACGAUAAGCAGGCAUAAUGACUACGUGAAGAUCUCUCUGCUGGAGUCCAAGGUCAACCGUCUGCCCAUGGAGUGGUGGAAAACAGCUAUUGUUUUCUUUUAUGCUGGUUUUAACUUGGUCCUGACCACAGUGGUCAUCACAGUCGUUCACGAGAGGGUCCCACCCAAAGAAACCAGCCCACCUCUUCCUGACAAGUUUUUUGACUAUAUUGACAGAGUGAAAUGGGCAUUUACAGUGACGGAGAUCAAUGGCAUGGUGCUGCUGGUCAUUUGGAUUAUCCAGUUGUUCUUCUUCAGAUACAGGUCAAUAGCUUGCAGACGGUUUUUCUUCCUCAUUGGCACCUUGUACUUGUACCGCUGUGUCACGAUGUACAUCACCACCUUGCCUGUGCCCGGCAUGCACAUGACCUGUGCUCCAAAGCUUCAUGGAGACUCCCAUGCAAAAAUGCAGCGGAUUCUGCAGCUGAUCUCAGGCGGCGGGCUCUCCAUCACAAACUCCCAUCUCCUGUGUGGAGAUUUCCUGUACAGUGGCCACACUGUGAUGCUCACGCUCACCUAUCUGUUCAUCAAGGAGUACUCGCCGCGGUCGUUUUGGUGGUAUCAUCUCAUGUGCUGGCUGCUGAGCGCUGUGGGUGUGGUGUGUAUCUUGGUGGCACAUGAGCACUACAGCGUCGAUGUGGUCGUGGCCUAUUUCAUCACCUCCCGUCUCUUCUGGUGGUAUCACACCAUGGCCAACCUGCAGACCCUGAAAUGUUCCCCAAACAACUACCUCACCAACACCUGGUGGAACCCGCUGUUCAACUUCAUGGAGAGGAACGUCCAGACCUCAGUGCCGUGUUCGUACAGCUGGCCCAUCACCUGGCCCCCCGCCUGUCUGAAGAAUCCCUGCAAGAAGUACUCCAUGGUGCAGAGCACACGAGAGGAGUGACGCCACUCUGAGGCCACCGGAGUGAACCGUCAACAUCCACUGUAGUGUUCAUUCAGUCUUGUCUAUGAUGUGAUUUAUUUAUGAAUGAAAUCUUGAAAAUAAUUAUACUAUCUAUAGACAAUACUUGUGUCCAAUCCAAUGGAUUUUCACACCUUAAGUUUUUUUUUAAGUAUUUCACAGUUUUUUUUUUUCAGGAGGAUUGCAGUAUUUGCAGUAUUGACAUUGAUUUUGGACUUGCUGCCAUAACUCCUCCAUGCUGUUUGCUUUUAUGAAUUCUAUCUAAAUAUUUAAAUGUGCUCAAGUCACAAGGUGCCUUAGUUUGUCAAAUAUUUGUAAACGUACCAAAGCAUCAUUAUUAGUCUUUGAGUAUUACGGUAGUUUUAUUUGAUAUCAGUAUAGUUAAUACUUUUUUCUUUUAUUUUGUAGCCUUUAGUGUUAACU
This is a messenger RNA of Salarias fasciatus (jewelled blenny), 1684 nucleotides long. RefSeq names its product sphingomyelin synthase 2a (gene sgms2a). Gene Ontology annotation, biological process: ceramide biosynthetic process; sphingomyelin biosynthetic process. Lineage: Eukaryota; Metazoa; Chordata; Actinopteri; Blenniiformes; Blenniidae. Gene Ontology annotation, molecular function: sphingomyelin synthase activity; ceramide cholinephosphotransferase activity. Gene Ontology annotation, cellular component: endoplasmic reticulum membrane; Golgi membrane; plasma membrane. The record is from RefSeq and is a predicted model, not a curated record. Bases 170 to 1243 code for a protein of 357 amino acids. The transcript has 6 exons.